AUGCUUGCUUCCCAGGGGAAAUUUAAUAUGUUGCGAGUACAUAAAAACUGCUCGACGUCUGCUCCCAGAUCUUUUUUUUCUUCAUACAUUUCCACCUCGAACUUGAGUAAGCAACCUCAGUCGAUCACAAUGGCUCGAUACCCUCAAGUUUCUACUCAACAAGCCCGGCCGGUGCAUGCCACCCCGGCGCCCUUUGUCAACCACGCCUCGCCAGCUGACGCCAAUUACGAUACCGCCAACCCGUCAUACAUUCGCAAGUACCUGCGCACCUACGGCCUCACUCCUCCUCGCGCCGAGGGCUACGAGACCCAAAAGACACGAUGCCUGGCUCAGCUGGGUCUGAAGAACACCCCCAUCGACAAAUUCCUCUACCUCAGCACCCUGCGCAAGAACAAUGUGCACCUUUUCUACCGUCUCGUGACCGACCAUCUCCGGGAAAUGACGCCUCUGAUCUACACCCCCGUGGUUGGCGAGGCCUGCCAACGCUGGUCUGAGAUCUACCAGCAGCCCGAAGGAAUGUACCUGAGCUGGGAGGAUCGUGGAAACCUCGCUUCCGUCAUUGCCAAUUGGCCCCAGCCCAAUGUUGAGAUCACAUGUAUCACCGAUGGCUCCCGCAUUCUCGGCCUGGGUGAUCUUGGUAUCAACGGCAUGGGUAUCCCCAUUGGCAAGCUUGCUCUAUACACCGCCUGUGCGGGUAUUCGUCCCGAGGCCACCCUGCCUCUGACUCUCGAUCUGGGCACUGGUAACAAGGCCCUCCGGGAAGACCCGUUGUACAUGGGUAGCCGUCGUGACAAGAUCUCCCCCGAGGAGGAGCGGGAGUUCUUGGACGAGUUGAUGGCUGCUCUCACUGAGCGCUGGCCCGGUAUCGUCAUCCAAUUCGAGGAUUUCAAGAACCCCUUCCCCGCUCUCGAGCGUUACCGUGAUCUAUACACCUGCUUCAACGAUGACAUCCAGGGUACUGGUGCUGUCAUCCUGGGCGGUGUCAUCAACGCUGUCAAGCGCGCCGGUUUGCCCUGCAAGGAGCACCGCGCUGUCUUCUUCGGAGCCGGUAGCGCCGGUGUCGGUGUUGCCCGUCAGAUCGUCGAGUUCUUCAUGCGCGAAGGCAUGACCGAGGAUGAGGCCCGCAACUGCUUCUACCUCGUCGACACCAAGGGUCUCGUCACUGCUGACCGCGGUGACAAGCUCGCUGACCACAAGGUCUACUUCGCUCGCCAGGACAACAAUGGCGAGCAGUUCAAGACCCUCGAAGAGGUUGUUGACCACGUCAAGCCCUCCAUCCUGAUGGGUCUCUCCACCAUGGGCGGUUCCGAGUGUGACUUCGAGACCGCUGUCAAGAACACUGAUGGUCGCUGCCUCUUCGCCUCCGGCUCUCCCUUCCCCAACUGUACCUUCACCAACUCCGCUGGCGAGACCCGCACCUACUACCCCGGUCAGGGUAACAACAUGUAUGUCUUCCCCGGUAUCGGCCUCGGUAGCAUCCUGUCCAAGGCCGUCCGUGUCACCGACAGCAUGAUCUACGCCUCCGGUGAUGCCCUCUCUCAAGCUCUCACCCCUGAGGAGCUCGAGCGUGGUCUCCUCUACCCUGACAUCACUCGCAUCCGCGAGGUCAGCAUCGUCGUCACUCGCAAGGUGAUGCGCGCCGCCCAGGAGGACAAGGUCGACCGGGAGACUGCGCUCCGUACCAUGAACGACAUCGAGUUGGACAACUGGAUCAAGGCCCGCAUGUACGAUCCUCACACUGAGGUCCGCGCUCUCGAGCGUGAGGUCGGUCACUUGCUCUCCAGCCUCGGCACAAUUUCGCCCCCCAUCACGGCGAACGGCUCCCCCACCGAGGAGAAGAAUGCCAAGCUGUAA
Messenger RNA from Penicillium nucicola, 1854 nucleotides. RefSeq lists its product as uncharacterized. Gene Ontology annotation, molecular function: NAD binding; malate dehydrogenase (decarboxylating) (NAD+) activity. Gene Ontology annotation, cellular component: mitochondrion. Lineage: Eukaryota; Fungi; Ascomycota; Eurotiomycetes; Eurotiales; Aspergillaceae. The record is from RefSeq and is a predicted model, not a curated record. The transcript is spliced from 6 exons. The coding region runs from base 1 to 1854 and encodes 617 amino acids. Gene Ontology annotation, biological process: malate metabolic process; pyruvate metabolic process.